Paraglomus occultum is the source of this 1146-nucleotide messenger RNA. NCBI's taxonomy places the organism in Eukaryota, Fungi, Glomeromycota, Glomeromycetes, Paraglomerales, Paraglomeraceae. The record is from the annotation of a GenBank genome assembly.
AUGGCUUCUCUAGAGCAUAAAAUAAACAUGAAGUACGAUCAUGAAAAAGAUUUUACCCCAAACCCUCCUGUUGCGUCAGGAUUACGACAAGAGCUCUAUUACGAGAAGAGAAUGUCACCUAUAGGGGCAAGAAUGCGCCGCGUGUUGUUAACAGCUGUCACAAAAGAAAAGGACCUAUUAAUGUGGAUUCAGUCUAAACGCCAUCCUUGGCUAGAUUUGUACUUUGUCUACUCCUCAAAUCUAGGAGCACACACUUUCUUUCUGGUGUGUCUGCCGCUUCUGUUUUGGUUUGGUUAUGCGCAAUUGGGUCGAGGCCUUACCACGAUGUUGGCAGCUGGAGUUUUCUUUUCGGGAUUCGUAAAGGACGUUCUUUGUCUCCCCCGCCCACCGUCUCCUCCAAUUCGCCGAUUGACAAUGUCGAAUUCACAUCAGUUUGAAUAUGGCUUUCCGUCCACGCAUUCUGUAAAUGCGGUAUCGGUCACUGUUUAUUUCCUUGCCUUUAUACUACCCCUUGCUGACAUGGAAUACGAAACAAAAAUACUCUGGGUUGCUGCAUUGUCGAUUUACUGCCUUAGCGUGGUUAUCGGAAGGGUCUAUUGCGGGAUGCAUAGUUUCACUGGUAGGUUCAUUGGUAAAAGAAAAUGGGGAAAGACGGAGGAAUGGAAAGAGAGCGCUGGCUGUAAUAUGCGGGAUAUCAUCGGUGGUGUUGCUAUGGGAGUGACAUUGUCGUGGAUCCAGUGGGUUUGGCAGCAAGAUCUCGAUGACUUUGUCUUGGAUGGUAGCUGGAUGGCUCCAAUGAUUACGAGUUCAGUUAUUUUAUUUCUAAUUUACAUAUUUCCUGAACCAAUCGACAACUGCCCGUGCUUUGACGACGCAUUUGCCUUUGCUGGUGUUAUGAUGGGUUUGACAUCUGGUAGCUGGCGAUUUGCUAGAUCGAAGUUUAGCCAUAUCGGGUAUGGUAGAGGAAAUGUUCCAUAUGAGUAUGAGAUCGUUGGACCGGUUGUCACGAUUAUCAGAGUUUUAAUUGGCAUUGGGAUAUUAUUUCUAUGGAGAUAUGUAAUGAAGAAGUUGUGUCAUAUUAUAUUACCACCUUUAUAUCGCGCUCUAAAUCUCCCAUGUUGUAAGAACAGUCUUCCAGCAAGGUAA